Musa acuminata AAA Group (dessert banana) is the source of this 1304-nucleotide messenger RNA. RefSeq names its product putative F-box protein PP2-B12. Lineage: Eukaryota; Viridiplantae; Streptophyta; Magnoliopsida; Zingiberales; Musaceae. The coding region runs from base 87 to 1160 and encodes 357 amino acids. The record is from RefSeq and is a predicted model, not a curated record. The transcript has 4 exons. Gene Ontology annotation, molecular function: protein binding.
CACGUGGAAUUUUCUUUUGCGGCGGGUUCGAAUGCUUCGAGGCUAAGCUUGCUGUCUCCCGGACCACGCGGUGGGGCUCGUCCCUUAUGCUUCUUCCCCUCUGGAAGGCGUGUAUAUAUACCGAAUCCCCGCGGGCUGAUUCCAUCCAUCCAACCAAACCAAAAGCACGCUUCCUUUACUUUACCCUGCUCACAGAAGGGAGAGCGAGGAACAGGCGACGGAUCGAGCGCGAUAUGGAGUUGGGAGAGUCGGGAAUCGAGAGUCUUCCGGAGCUCUGCGUCGCUCACUCCAUCUCCCUCACGUCGCCCCGGGACGCGUGCCGCUUAUCCGCCGUCUCGGCCGCCUUCCGCGGCGCCGCCACUUCUGACACCGUCUGGGACCGUUUCCUGCCCACCGAUUGGCAUUCGCUCGUCUCCCGCGCUGUCUAUCCCGUCGAGUUCUCCUCCUCUUCCUCCAAGCGGGAUAUCUUCUUUCGCCUCUGCGAUCCCAUCCUCAUCGACGACGGCAAGAUGAGUUUCUCACUGGACAGAUCGAGCGGGGCCAAGUGCUACAUGCUCUCCGCCAGAGAGCUGUUCAUUACGUGGGCAGAUACUCCGCAGUAUUGGACGUGGGAUUGCCUACCUGAAUCCAGGUUUGCGGAGGUUGCUGAACUGAUCGACGUAUGCUGGUUGGAGAUUCGUGGCAAGAUCGAAAGUAGAAUGCUUUCUCAGAGAACAACCUACGCUGCCUAUCUCAUCUUCCGAAUCUCCGAUGUAUCACAUGGUCUCGGCUAUCCGCCCCAAGAAGCAUCAGUGAAGGUCGGAGGGCAUUCGUCGACGAAAACGGUGUGUUUGCAGCCAAGUGACAUGCUCAGUCAUAUGCAUGCACGGAGGGCCAGUGCUAUGUUUGGGUAUUGCGUACGCUGCCGCCGGUUGAUGAUGACUGCGGAAGCUGAGGAAGCAGCAGAGGAAGCCGAAGAAGUGGAUGGAGCCCCUCAGGCAAGGAACGAUGAUUGGAUGGAGCUGGAGCUGGGUGAGUUCUACAUCGACGAGGGAGAUGAUGGGGAAGUCAAUAUAAGCUUGUUGGAGAUGAAGGGAGGCGAUUGGAAGAAGGGUCUGAUCAUAGAGGGAAUCGAGAUAAGGCCUAAAAACAAUAGCUUUUGUUGCUUGGGCGGAGAUUGAGAUGGAACGCUUCAAUUUGUCUUGUUGUGAGUGGCGUUCGAAAGACAGAAGAAACUGUCCUUUUCAAGCAAACGAGAUUACACUUUUUCCUGGCAUCAGACUCAUUACCCCAACCAAAAUAAAAUUCUAGCAACACCAUUUCAU